AUGGGAUUCAAUACAUCAGACACCCCUCGGCCCAAGCUGGGAGAUGUUCCCUAUGGAACGAAGAUUUUCAACUGCAAAGUGGAAAAUACGCUUGCACUCACGUACGAUGACGGUCCUCGAGAGUGGACAGCGGAUUUGUUGGACAUCUUGAAAGCCAACGGCGUCAAAGCGACAUUUUAUAUCAGGACAAUCAACCUGUACUGGGAGCUGAUAGCUCACAAGUUCGAUGAGAGGUCUGCGCUUAUCAGAAGAAUAUACAACGAAGGACACCAAAUCGCGGGACAUACCUGGGGCCACAAGAACUUGGAUAAGAUGACUCCGCAGCAACGCAGAGACGAACAGAUAAAAGCAGAGAUUGUUCUCAAUGACAUUCUGGGCUUCUUCCCAACUUACAUGCGCCCGCCGUUCAACAUCUGUGGCCCUCAAUGCCAGGAAGAGAUGGGAGAGCUCGGUUACCAUGUGACUGCAGCCGAUCUCGAUGGACGGGACUGGGAAGGUAAUUACACCUACACGGAACAGAACUUCAUGGAGAAGAUCAAGGGCAAGAACCGUAACGGGGUCCGGGCCUGGUUAGGCCUGGCGCACGACACCCACGAAGGAACCGUGCAUAGAUACACACAGUUCAUGAUUGACAACGCACGGGCGCAUGGAUACAAGCUGGUGCGAGUAGGGGAAUGCUUGGAUGACCCGGAGGAGAACUGGCCUAUAUUGCGACCAACACCACAAUGCUCGAUCCACGCCAUCCGGAGCUUCUCCAUAAGCACACAACUACAGAAGAAGGCCGGCAAAGCGAACAAAGCCCAUGCGCGAACCGAUUCCUCACCACCCGUCAGCAACCCGGGUCCGCUCACACCUACCGACGAAGCCUACGAUGUCUCGGGCUUGGAGGCACAGAUCCUCAAGGCCCUAGAGAAGCUUACGCAUGAUCUCAGUCAGUUGCGCAGUGGGGGAAAGACGAACCCUGAAAUCGUGGAGAACUUGAAAGUGCAACUGGGCACGGCAGGAAACAAAGAGACCGUGAGACUGGGUGAUAUCGCGCAGGUUGUGCCCAGAGGGAGAAUGUUCAAUGUCAUCUGCGGGGAAGACACGCACGUCAAGCACGUUACCUCCGCCAUCGCCGCCUCACCGCACUCACUCACACCUCUUACACCCGAACCCUCCAACCCACUCACGAUCCAAGUCCCGCUCCCUCCGCCAACAGGAGAAUCGCGUCGCGCAGCCGUCGAGUCGGCCGUCAAAGCUUCUGAGCGAGCAGACAAGCUGAUACAGCAAGGGCGUCAGGAACACAACAAGAAGCUGAGGAAAUUCGAGCUGAAUCGCGAUGUGCUACCGGAUGACCUGCAAAAGGCGAAGAAGAAAAUGGAGGAGGUGGUCAAGAAGGGACACGAGGAGGUUAAGCGCAUCAGCGAUGGCGCGAAGAGGGUGCUUGAGAGUCAGUAA
This is a messenger RNA of Alternaria arbusti, 1440 nucleotides long. RefSeq lists its product as uncharacterized. Lineage: Eukaryota; Fungi; Ascomycota; Dothideomycetes; Pleosporales; Pleosporaceae. The record is from RefSeq and is a predicted model, not a curated record. Gene Ontology annotation, molecular function: hydrolase activity, acting on carbon-nitrogen (but not peptide) bonds. The transcript is spliced from 5 exons. Bases 1 to 1440 code for a protein of 479 amino acids. Gene Ontology annotation, biological process: carbohydrate metabolic process.